AUGUACUCCUCCGCAAAUACAUCGUCUUUCCCUCAGUUCCGUCGAUUUCCCAAAGAAAUCCGUCUUUUCGUCUGGGAACGUGCGAUUCCUGAGCCUCGUAUCGUUCACAUCGUUCAAGAUCCAGUCACACGAGCAAUGAAAUCAUACACUUCGAUCCCUGAGAUCCUCCGCGUCAAUCAUGAAUCGUUCUCUGUCGCUUCAAAACAAUACCACCGCGCGUUUCGCUGCUGCAAACCUGGACAGGACCAACCGGAUGAAGAUACAUCUUAUGUAUGGUUCGACUUUGAACGGGACUUUCUACUGAUUGAUUACGACAUGGCUGGCGAGCUUUGGCCGUCGUCAGAGGAUUGGCUUGCGAUUAGUACGAAUCCUCUUCGUUACAGUUCAGUAAGAUGGUUCCCGGAUUACGAGGUGAAGCGCAUCAGAAACCUAGCUUGGUAUACGAAGCCAUCCUAUGUUACUGAGGAUGAACAUAUCUGGAGACUUUUUACUGGAUUGAGAAAAUGGUUUCUGGUCCAAGAACUUAUGGGUUCUGGAAUCGUUUUAGAGCCACGCAACAUCCACAGCUCAGAAGAUUCUAUUCGUAAGAUUAGACAGUACCAUCUUAUGCCUUCAUACGACUUAUCGUUCUGGGAUGUAUGUGGCGAAGAAGAUGUCAAUUUUGGGGCAUGUAUGAGGUUAUUCGACAUAGCCAAGAAGGCGUAUCGACCUAUGUUAGGACCUCGAGAACUUCUUCGUCAUCCGAGUACUCCCUCAAUGCGCGUAAGACAGGCACUUGAAUUUUGCAUGAAUCGUUCGCAUCUCAAUAACGCACCUCUACCUGAGAUCACAUACAAAUUCAUGAUUAGCCCCAGCUUAAAAAACAAGUUCAAGGAGGAAAAACUACGCUAUGAGGCGCACAUCUUGCAGAACAUCCAGAAUCACGAAGAACACAAGGCUGAAAAUUGCAAUUGCGAUAUGACAGGCCAAUACUGGCGCAGCGAAAUGAGAAUUAUGGCACGCCAUCUCGAUACACCUCGGCCGCUGACGCGAGGUAAUGCAAGAACUCUAAUUAACAAGUCAAGAAGAAGCUGUGCUACCGAAGAUUUCUCUAUUUUGGCUACUCGUGGAAAGAAGCAUAUUUUGAGUAUUUAG
This is a messenger RNA of Botrytis fragariae, 1134 nucleotides long. RefSeq lists its product as uncharacterized. Bases 1 to 1134 code for a protein of 377 amino acids. Lineage: Eukaryota; Fungi; Ascomycota; Leotiomycetes; Helotiales; Sclerotiniaceae. The transcript is spliced from 3 exons. The record is from RefSeq and is a predicted model, not a curated record.